GUCCAUCUUUCUUUUUGCACAUUCCUUCCACCUCCCUUGUUUUACUACUCUUAUAUUCUUGCUGUGUUAUUGACGGCGGAGGGAGAAGGACUAUGGCCGCUGUGCAAGUAGCUAAAAAAGACCUGAGGCGGAAGAUCCAGAACCUGCUCAAAGAAGUACCGCGUGAAUCGGUCAAUGCUCAAUCUACGGUUGUCACCAAUAAAUUAUUUACGUUACCAGAAUAUCGCAAUGCGCGCAGAGUCAGCAUCUUCCUCUCCAUGCCCUCGGGCGAAAUAUCCACCGCGGGAAUCGUCCGCGAUGCCCUCGACAGAGGCAAAGAAGUCUUCGUUCCAUACACACAUAGACUCGAAACUGGCGACAUCAACCUGCCCAAGGUGUCCGUAAUGGACAUGCUCCGUCUCGAAUCCAUGGAAGAAUUCGAAUCACUUCAACCAGAUAAAUGGGGUAUACCGUCACUGGACAAGGACUCUGUUCCCCGGCGACAAAACUGUUUGGGAGGUACGGGUGUUUUGGCCGAAAGAUCGAGGGGAGUUUCGGAUGAUAUUGGCUUGGAUUUGAUUGUUAUGCCGGGAAUGGCAUUCGAUACUGAUUUGCGACGACUGGGUCAUGGGAAAGGGUAUUAUGAUUAUUUUCUGAAUAAUUACAAUAGGGAGAUUGCAGGCUCGCCACGUGCUAGUCAGAGACCAUUUCUCGUUGCUGUUGCUCUAAAGGAACAAAUAGUAAUCCCCCCCGAUGAGAUACCGGUUGCCAACCAUGACCAACCUGUAGACGCGAUCAUCGUCGGCGACGGGAGACUGAUAUUCGCAAACGGCCGAUUAAUGGAAGAAUAA
Talaromyces stipitatus ATCC 10500 is the source of this 830-nucleotide messenger RNA. RefSeq names its product 5-formyltetrahydrofolate cyclo-ligase, putative. The coding region runs from base 93 to 830 and encodes 245 amino acids. Gene Ontology annotation, biological process: folic acid-containing compound biosynthetic process; tetrahydrofolate interconversion. The record is from RefSeq and is a predicted model, not a curated record. Gene Ontology annotation, cellular component: mitochondrion. Gene Ontology annotation, molecular function: 5-formyltetrahydrofolate cyclo-ligase activity. The transcript is spliced from 3 exons. NCBI's taxonomy places the organism in Eukaryota, Fungi, Ascomycota, Eurotiomycetes, Eurotiales, Trichocomaceae.